UGUCAAGCUUGACCGUCAUAUUGUCUCCAAUAAAAUAUAUAAACAAACCCAAAAUAUUGGUUGGACGAUUCUGAAGUUAUAAUACAGACAUAAGUGUUACCACUUACAGUAUUACUCAAAAAUUAAUAAUUGGUUUUCUGGUUUGAAAAUAGAUUUAAACGUCGUUUAUAUAUAGAACAUCAACUUUAUACGCAUAUUUGGUGACGGAUUAUGAACUGUGCAACCAUUAUUGUGAUAGCUUCGAUAUCUGUUGUAUUUUACCUCAACUCAGUAACUGCUCAAGUAAAUGUCGACAUAACUGGUGGCGGAGGAGGCGGCGGUGGUGGUGAUCAAGCACCUGGCGGUAGAGGUGGCGAUGUCAAUACUAAGAUUGUCAUAAAAGGAGUUGGAAGAGGAGGUAUAAAAGUAAACGGAAACGGAGUUCGACAAGGAGGUAAAGGCAGAUUAAAUAAUAAAGGUAGAAGACGAGGAGGACAAAACAUCGGGUUUGGAGGAAGAGGACAAGUUCGAGGGAGAGGACAAGUUUGGGGGCGAGGACAAAUUCGAGGACUAGGACGAGGCGGGGGUCAGUAUAGAGGAUCACUAGGACAUGCUGGUGGAUUUAGACGUUUUUAGUUAUUUUAAUUUUAAAGGGAAUAAAACUUCAAAUAUCA
This is a messenger RNA of Mytilus trossulus (common blue mussel), 653 nucleotides long. RefSeq names its product rRNA 2'-O-methyltransferase fibrillarin-like. The transcript has 2 exons. Lineage: Eukaryota; Metazoa; Mollusca; Bivalvia; Mytilida; Mytilidae. The record is from RefSeq and is a predicted model, not a curated record. Bases 211 to 615 code for a protein of 134 amino acids.